AUGGCAUUGCUGAAAGUCGGCAUAAUCGGCGCCGGCGAAGUCGCCCAAGUAAUCCACCUCCCAACCCUCGCCCUCCUCUCGCACCUCUACCAAGUCGUGAGUAUAUGCGACAUCUCAUACCCCGUUGCGCAACACUGCGCGCGCAAAUUCCAUAUCCCAACUUCAACCAACGUCCCUUCCGCGGUCAUCAACGAUCCAGCCGUGGACGUCGUCUUCAUCCUGACAAGCGACGAGUUCCACGCCGAAUACACCAUCGCCGCGUUGAACGCCGGGAAGAAUGUCAUGGUCGAAAAGCCACUGACGCUAUCCCUCCCCGCGGCACAGAGGAUAGUCGACGCCGAAAGCAAAUCCAAAGGGAAAGUGUUUGUAGGCUACAUGCGCCGCUACGCACCCUCCUUCACAGGCGCGUUUAUGCGCGAAGUUGCCUCUAUUCCGAAAAUCCUCUAUGCCAGGGUGAGAGACAUGUCGGGCCCCAAUGCGUUUUUUGUGAACCAGAGUGGCACGUUUCAGGUCAAACCCGACGCCAAACAUAUCCCGGACAGCGCGGUUCAAGAGAGGAAUACACUACUUGAGGAAUUGUAUCGAGAAGCGUUUCCCGGUGCGCCCCUGGUGACGGAUGAAAUGAAGAAAUAUUGCCGCUUUCUAGGAAGUCUGGGCUCACACGACCUCUCUCUUAUGCGCGAAGCAUUGGGCGGCGUGUCCCCGCAAUCCAUCGCUGGUGUUUCGGUCAAUGACCCCUUUUACUCCGCCAUCUUCACAUUUCCAUCCUCUUCCGCGGCGGGUGAAAACUUCUCGGUAACAUACGAAAGCGGUAUCGAUACCAUCCCCGAUUUUGACGCCCAUCUCGCCAUCUACGGUUCAAACAAACGCGUGUCAAUCCAAUACGAUUCUCCUUAUGUCAAGGGAUUACCCAUUAAAGUGCGCGUGGAGGAAGUGAAUGAGUACGGCGAAAAGCAGGUGAAAGAAAUCCUGUCGAGUUAUGAGGACGCGUAUACGGCUGAAUUAACGGAGAUGUACGAGUGUUUUUUGAAUGGGCGGCCGAUCAAGACGAGUACGGAGGAUGCCAUGAACGAUUUGAGGUUGUAUGAUGCUAUGUAUAAGAAGGCUGGGUUUAUCAAUUAG
Messenger RNA from Talaromyces marneffei, 1122 nucleotides. RefSeq lists its product as uncharacterized. Lineage: Eukaryota; Fungi; Ascomycota; Eurotiomycetes; Eurotiales; Trichocomaceae. The coding region runs from base 1 to 1122 and encodes 373 amino acids. Gene Ontology annotation, biological process: NADPH regeneration. The transcript has a single exon. The record is from RefSeq and is a predicted model, not a curated record. Gene Ontology annotation, molecular function: oxidoreductase activity; nucleotide binding. Gene Ontology annotation, cellular component: cytoplasm.